AUGGGCAAAAAGGCAAAAGUUGGAAAACUUCGUCGCGAUAAAUUCUACCAUUUAGCUAAAGAAUCAGGCUUUCGAUCUCGUGCUGCAUUCAAGUUAUUACAGCUAAAUCGUGAACAUCGUUUUCUUGAAAAUGCUCGUGUUCUCAUCGAUCUAUGUGCAGCACCCGGUGGUUGGUUACAAGUAGCUGAAAAACAUAUGCCAAUAUCGAGUUUGAUCAUUGGUAUUGAUUUAGCACCAAUUAAACCAAUUCCACAUACUAUUACAUAUCAAGAAGAUAUCACAUCAGAAAAAUGUCGACAACUUUUGAAAAAAGAUCUAGCUACCUUUAAAGCAGACGUUAUUCUUCAUGAUGGUGCUCCAAACGUCGGAAAAAGUUGGAUUCAUGACGCAUAUCAACAAAAUGUGUUGACUUUGAACGCAUUGAAGUUAGCAACGGAAUUUCUACGUAAAGGUGGUACAUUUGUGACGAAGAUGUUUCGUUCGAAAGAUUAUUAUUCAUUACUAUGGGUUUUCCAACAAAUGUUCAAACGUGUAGAUUCAACUAAGCCUCAAGCUUCGCGUAACGAAUCUGCUGAAAUCUUCGUCGUUUGUCAAGGAUAUCAUGCACCGGAUAAAAUCGAUCCAAAGUUUCUCGAUUAUAAACAUGUCUUCACAGAAGUUGAUAAUGAUAUCACCGAAGCACAGAACAAAGCAAAACAACGCUUGAAACAUCCUGAAAAAAUUCAUCCGAAGUCGAGAAGCGAGAAUUUCUUGGAUCUUCUCGCCACAGCGAAUGAAAUUGUGAUUGACGACGAUCGUCUACUUCAACAUCCCAAAACAACAGACGAAAUCAAAGAAUGUAUCAAAGAUAUUAAAGUUCUCGGUCGACGUGAAAUCACAUCGAUUCUUGCUUGGCGUCGACAUAUGUUUGCAUCGUUUUACAAGAAAGCACCACUUCGAACUGAAGCAACAAGUGAAGAGAAAAAAGUCGAAGAAGAAACUGAGAACGGUGAAAAAGACGAAGAAGAUGCUGAUAUUGAAGAGCAAUUAUUAAAACUUAAUGAACAGCAGCGAAAAGAAGCGAAAAGAAAACGUAAACAUGUGAUGAAAGAAAAGCGUAAACUACGUGAUCGUCUUGCUUUGAAAAUGGUCUUACCUGGUGAUGUCCAUGAUCAUGAAACAGCUGAAGGUGGCAAGAAUGAUCAAGGCUUAUUCGAUCUUGAAAAAAUCAGAACCAAAAAGCAACUAUUGGAAAUUUCAUCGGCUAUUCCAGAUAUGAAUUUUGGAGCUGACCAAGAAGUUAACAGUGAUGAUGAUGUUUACCUCGGUCAAGGAAAGAACCGGAUACCUCGAGUGGCGUAUGAUAGAGAGAAAAAUAAUGGAGAUUUAGCGUCGAUCGAUAUUUACAAACAAUACCUCGACGAUGAAAAUGAUGAUGAAGAUGAUGAACGAAUUCCAUACGAUUCAGAACGACAUCAGCCGAAACUCGAUAGUGACGUCGACGACGAUGAAUCGGAAAAUGAUGAAAAUAAUAACGAUGAAUGGGACGAUGAUGAAGAAAAUCCAUUGGAUAUGGACAUUCUUGAUGCACCAACGAAAUCAGCAAAAGCGAAAACAGUCGCUGAUGUCUGGUUCGAACAAGACAUAUUCAAACAAACGUUGAAUGAUGACGAUAAUGAUGAAGAGUUCGAAUUGGAAAGAAAAUUGAAUGCAUUGAAAUCAGAAGGUGUCCCAGUUCUUGCUAAGGCUUCCAAAAGUAUUCUGAAGAAUGGCAAAACCGAUGACUCUAGUGACUCAGAAGAGGAGAGUAAGCCGAAGAAGGCCAAACGUUCGCUGGACAAAGAUGGAUUUGAAGAAGUACCGAUCGGUCAACCAAUGAAACGCGUUCAUCUCGAUGCCGAAGGCUUAGCCAUCGGUCAUGUUAUGGCUCAAUCAAAAAAGAAUCGUGAACAAUUGAUUGAUCAUUCGUACAAUCGUUUUAUGGGUUAUGGCGACACGGAGGAUCUACCGAAAUGGUUUGUUGAGGAAGAGAAACAACACUGUCGAGCAAGUUUACCGUUGACCAAAGAACUUGUUCAAAGAUACAAAGCGAAAAUGAGAGAAAUCGAUGAACGACCAUCGAAAAAAGUCUCCGAAGCCAAAGCUCGAAAGAAACGACGUGAAUUACGUAAAUUAGAAAAAGUCAAAAAGAAAGCUGAACCGUUGCUGGAUAAUCCUGAUUUAGACAACAAAGAACGAAAUAAACAGAUAAAAGAUCUCUAUCGAAAAUAUGGUGUCAUUGGCCAGAAGAAAGCCAAUGUGAAAUAUGUUGUGGCGAAAAAAUCUCAACGAGGUGCAAGUCGACCAGCAGGUGCCAAAGGUCCAUAUAAAGUUGUUGACAAACGUUUGAAAAAAGAUAAACGUGCUGCUAAAAAACGAUCAAAAUUUACCAAAAAGAAUAACUCAGCUGGUAAAGGAAAGAACCAACAGCGAUCCGGCAAAAAUAAAAAACGAACCCGGCGGAGUGGUCGUCGAAAUUGUAUCAACAUUCUAGCUGGCAUCAUAUCUGUUCUAGGUUUUCAUUUCCUUCUAGCUGUCUUAAAACGCAUGCACAUUCAUGAUACGUGUGGUGUGAACAAUUUACAUGGAAUGGUAGGUAUUAUCGCAGAGAACACAAGCAUUAUUGUUGCUUCUAUCGGCGAUCGAUCAGGUUACUUGAACUAUCUGACAGAUUCAUGUCUUAGUGAUGGAAAGCUUCGAAGUAAUAGCACGCAAUCAGUCUAUCAAGCUACUGCACUGAGAAUGACACUAGGCAUGGCUGUUGUUGGCAGAUUAGUUAAAUCUCAAGAUUUCGACGAUGAUUCAUGUGGACCAAUUACUCAAACUUCGACAAAUUUUUAA
Adineta ricciae is the source of this 2859-nucleotide messenger RNA. NCBI's taxonomy places the organism in Eukaryota, Metazoa, Rotifera, Eurotatoria, Adinetida, Adinetidae. The record is from the annotation of a GenBank genome assembly.